Messenger RNA from Paramacrobiotus metropolitanus, 2462 nucleotides. Its product is annotated as conserved oligomeric Golgi complex subunit 2-like. The record is from RefSeq and is a predicted model, not a curated record. Gene Ontology annotation, biological process: protein transport; intra-Golgi vesicle-mediated transport; Golgi organization. Gene Ontology annotation, cellular component: COG complex; membrane. The transcript is spliced from 9 exons. NCBI's taxonomy places the organism in Eukaryota, Metazoa, Tardigrada, Eutardigrada, Parachela, Macrobiotidae. Bases 245 to 2323 code for a protein of 692 amino acids.
AAAUUUUUCCAGAACAAUAGCAACACUCAAAACGAUCAGUAAAAAGAUUCAUUGAAAAACAAAAGUUUUUAUUAAGUUUAAACUUUAAACUACAUUAAGUACGAGUACUGUACUUCUACUUUACAAAUUACAGAUAUGUACAGUACUUCCACAGUGAUCGGUUCUGCAAAGGAAAUUUGUAUCCUGUUUCCGAGCGAAUGUUAUUUGUUCUAUCGGGGUGCGAUAUAUCAAUCCUUGGAUAAAAAUGCCGGAGCCUGACGAAUUAGCAUCAAACAGAUCUCAGUCCCAUUUCGGAUUCAAAUCUAAUCCAUUGGAUCGCUUGUUUGUGUCGCAUGGCGGUCUGUCCUCGCUGUGUUUUGAUCGCAAUGCCUUUUUUGAGGAUUCCUUUGAUGUGGAUAACUUCCUUAGUUCGCAUACACAGCGUGGAAUUUCGCUCGAAGUUCUUAAAGACGAUCUUGCGACGUAUCGAAAAAUACUACAGUCCGCUUUGGUGCAGCUGAUUGAUCGCGAAUAUGCUGAUUUCGUCCACUUAUCAUCUAGUCUGGUUGGCAUUGAUAAAAACGUCGAAAAAAUAAAAUAUCCUGUGGAAACUCAUCUUUCCCAAGCUCAGAAAUUUGUUAUGGAUAUUGAGGGCCAUAUAGCUACUUUGGAAAGCAGAAUACAGCGUCGCCUGGAUGUGCAGUCAAUGAGAAAGCAGUUGCAGUGUUUGGCUUAUGCCAUGAAGUGCUUGGAAAUUAUCCACCAGCUAGAUAUCCAGCUGGCAGACAGCACAUCGGCGCAAGAGCGUCUGCCCAUGCUGUACCGUCUUUCGGAUGUUUUCCUCAGAAUUUACGAGGAUGAAAAACUCAUCGCCCACACUUCUUGGUACAGUUCGGUACGAGAGCGUCUAACCAUUGCUGAUGCGUCUUUUGCAAAAAUACUGGGAGAAGAUUUACUGAGCGGCGUGCAGUCCGGUGUGGCUCAGAGAAUUCAGGAUUACUCUAUUAUUUAUCAGCACAUCGGCCGGCUACCUACUGCUUACCAAGUCGUUGCGGAGGGAUCGGUUAAACCUGCACUAACGUCGGUGGUGCUGGAAAUGCGUUCUCAGGAUAGCGAAUUGAAAGAUCUGCUCAAUUCAUUAUUUGCCGCCAUUGAGGAAAAGUUUUAUUUUUUAAUCUACGUGGAUUACGCUGACUUCGCAAUGCAGUCAGUCUGGACGGCAGUUGCAAAUCUUCUAACAGUCGAAGCCAGUGCCUAUUUUCUGCCGGAUUCUCCGGAUCAGUUUCAUCAGAACUACCGAGCCAGCAAGCAGUUUAUGUCCAGCUUUGUUGGUUUGUUUUCUGUGGUCCAAAAAGAUUUCGCCGAAAGAUUUUGGAGACAUCCAGGGACAAUCAGCUUCUUGGAGAAAUGGUCGCUUCCUGUUUAUUAUCAGGUCAGAUUUUUGGAAAUUGGCGCGCCGGUCGAAAAAGUUUUGUCAAAUAAUAUCACGACAACGGAUGGAAAGAGUGGUUUUAAACUAGACGCUACAAUCGUUUUGUGGAAGUCCAUACAAAAGUGCUGGAACAAUGAGGUCUGCCUUCCAGAACUACUUCAUCGCUUUUGGAAACUGACACUUCUGCUUUGUGCACGCUAUCAAUCAUGGCUUGAAAAGUCCGUGGCUAUCUCUGACAUUUCGUCAGUAACCUCAGAUAUUUUGAGUGAUUUAACGAUUCUGCUCGAGCGUGUACCAAUGCUUCCGGACUCUGUGGUUGCGCCAUAUCUUGUGGAAUUCCCUGUAGAUAGGUCAGCUGUAUUAAGGUCAAUGCAAGAUAGCCUCGGUGACACACUGACGGCAUUUCGCAAUCUGGAGCGCCUUUUCCUGGACAAGCUGGCCUCUUCUGUUGUGCUGGAUAUGAUGGAGAUACUUAAAUCUCUACAAGAUAUCCCUCGGAUAUACAGAAAAACGAACCGAGAAGCUCCUUCGAUAUAUUCUCCCUAUGUGGACGCUGCCUUCGAUUUGUUAGGGAACAAACUGAUUCCAUCAUCAGGAAUUACACCGUCGCAAAUAGAAUAUUGUUCUCGGACUGUCAUUGCGAAUGUUGCUAAACAGUACGGCGGUAUGGCAUUGGAUUUGCUGGAUGCUGUAAAGAGAAUGGAAGAAAGUUUGAAAAAGCUGCGAAAGACUCGGGUUAUUGUGGAUUCUACUGGUGUCAGUGAUGAUGAUAAAAUUCGCUUGCAGCUGGCUUUGGACUUUUUGCAGAUGGAGACACGCAUUCAACAACUUGGCUUGGAUGUAUCACUUUUUGAAGAUUUUAUCACGACGAAACAACGCGUACUUGAGGAGAAACCACCACCAGCUCGUUAAGUCUUCCCGUAGGAAAUUGCGUUUCCAGUUCGGUUUUUUUAUUAAAUUGAAUAUUUCUGCCAUGAUGCAUUUGUACUUGAAAGGUUUAAAGUCACUCUAAAGAUGGUUUGUCGCGAAAAUAAAAGUGAUAACUACGAAA